Messenger RNA from Condylura cristata (star-nosed mole), 1720 nucleotides. RefSeq names its product patched domain-containing protein 2-like. NCBI's taxonomy places the organism in Eukaryota, Metazoa, Chordata, Mammalia, Eulipotyphla, Talpidae. The coding region runs from base 1 to 714 and encodes 237 amino acids. Gene Ontology annotation, cellular component: membrane. Gene Ontology annotation, molecular function: transmembrane transporter activity. Gene Ontology annotation, biological process: transmembrane transport. The record is from RefSeq and is a predicted model, not a curated record. The transcript has 4 exons.
AUGAGGAAACGGAGGUUCGGGGAGGUCAAGCAGCUUACCCAGACUGAAGACUGUCCCCUCUCGCCUCCAGGGGUGCAGAGUGCCCUGUACGGCCUGGUCCUCUCCUUGCUCAUCUGCGUGGCCGCGGUGGCCGUGUUCACCACCCACGUGCUGCUGCUGCUGCCCGUGCUGCUGAGCAUCCUGGGCAUCGUCUGCCUGGUGGUGACCAUCAUGUACUGGAGCGGCUGGGAGAUGGGCGCCGUGGAGGCCAUCUCCCUGUCCAUCCUCGUCGGCUCCUCGGUGGACUACUGCGUGCACCUGGUGGAGGGCUACCUGCUGGCCGGAGAGAACCUGCCCCCGCACCAGGCAGAGGACGCCCCCUCGCAGCGCCAGUGGCGGACGCUGGAGGCCGUGCGGCACGUGGGCGUGGCCAUCGUCUCCAGCGCGCUCACCACGGUCAUCGCCACGGUGCCCCUCUUCUUCUGCAUCAUCGCCCCCUUUGCCAAGUUCGGCAAGAUCGUCGCUCUCAACACGGGCGUCUCCAUCCUCUACACGCUCACGGUCAGCACAGCCCUGCUCGGCAUCAUGGCUCCGGGCUCCUUCACCCGGACCCGGACUUCCUUCCUCAAGGCCCUGGGCGCCGUGCUCCUGGCGGGGGCGCUGGGGCUGGCCGCCUGCCUCGUGCUCCUGCGCAGCGGGUAUAAGAUCCCCCUGCCCACGGGGACCUCCCUAUAGCCCGGCGCCGGGGCCUGACUGCACACACCGCGCCCUCUGGCCGGGGCCUUCCCCCCGGCCUGCGCUCGCUGUGUUCCCAGGCCUGGGCGCCGUGCGGGCGCCGACACCUGUGUGGCCGCCGCCAACUCCGGCGUCUGGCCAAGCUGCACCUGCCGGCGGGGCGACCGGCAUCUGUCCUGGCUCCCCUGCAGCGAAAGAGACCUCCUUCCUCCCAUUCCGGUCACCACCGGGCCAGGUUAUUUUUCAGGGGGUCUCGCUCCCAUUGCUUCAGUGCUCACAGCAACUCUGAUGUGGGUGUCCCAGGGCCCCCUUUCUGCAGGUGGGAAAACAGAGGCACCAGAAGGCAAAGUGACUGACCGGCAGCUGGGUCAGGGGCCCAGCGGGAGCUGUUUCCGGGCCCCGUGCUCACCUGGGGGGCCUUGGAGGACAUGCCCUUGGGUUCAAGGGCAGGGGCUUUGCACCCCCUGACCCCUCCUCCCCUUCUGAUCGGCUUUGUGACCAGUGCUGGGUGGUCCUGUGUCCGCCCCUCCCCCUGGCCUCCCGGUCCUGGCCUCUGGGAGGAAGGGCCAGGCUGGGCUCUGGGCUCUGCAUGUACUACCCCCGCCCAGCCUUGAGACCCCCCGGGGACAGGGGGCCCAGCACAGACUUCCUCCCGGCCCGAGCCCUGAUCUCCCCCACCCUACUCUGAGGUGGGAUGUGGGGGUGGGGGCUGGCCAGGCCGGCUGCCUGCUCAUAGCAGGUGGUCCCUAUGAAGGUGAAAUGGAACUGCAGACCGCCGCCAUUAACACGAGCAUUUUAAGCACCGCCGGCUCUACCGUGUUCUUAAAACUGAAAUAACUGCAUGUUCGCUUGCUGCCAGCCAGAGCCUGGCACUAAGGGUGGGCUUGGAGGGAGGUGGCGGUGGGUGGAAAGUGCUGGAUCCCUUCCCGGGCACAAGGUCUCAGAUGCCCAGGUGGUCCAGGUGAGGUCCGGAGCCGUGGGCUAGCUCAGUGAGCGGGCGUGGGGG